This is a messenger RNA of Vigna unguiculata (cowpea), 441 nucleotides long. RefSeq lists its product as uncharacterized. Lineage: Eukaryota; Viridiplantae; Streptophyta; Magnoliopsida; Fabales; Fabaceae. The record is from RefSeq and is a predicted model, not a curated record.
AUGGUGAUGCAGAGGAAGUUCGUUUCGGUUAUUGUUUUAGGGUUAUGUUUGGUGCUGGGAAUGUCCCACUACGUUAAUGCAAGAAACUUGGAGAAAACUUCAAAGGAAGAGGUGAAGAAGCCGGAGUCUUGCAUAGAUGGAGGCUCCGGUGGUGGUUUGGGUGGAGGAAGUGGUGGUUUGGGAGGAGGAUAUGGCGGAGGUGGUAGCGGUUUAGGUAGCGGAUUUGGAGGAGACGGAGGAGGUGGUAGUGGUCUAGGUGCCGGAAUUGGUGGAGUCGGAGGAGUUGGAGGUGGUGGAGUUGGUGGUGGUAUAGUGGGUGGAAUUGGUGGAGGCAUUUACAAAGGAAUUGGAAUUGGUGGUGUUGGAGGUGGUGUAGGUGCCAUUGGUGGAAUUGGUGGUGUCAUUGGUGGUUUCGAGAAUGUUGAAGCCAAUAAGCCUUGA